UGUCCCCUCAGUGUCCCCGUGCUGUCCCAGGAGCUGACGGGGACGCUGCCCCGGGAGUACCCCCUGAAGGCGGGUGAGAAGCCCCCCAAAGUCCGGCGCAGGAUCGGGGCCGCCUUCAAGCUGGAUGAGAUCGUUGUCCUGCGUGGGGUGGACCCCCUGGAGCGGGAGCGGGCGCUGCAGCUGAGGAUCGCCGAGGCCUCUCGCCGCCUGUGCCACGAGCAGAACAUCGGACGGCGCCUGCGGAAGCGGCGACAAACGGCGGCGCUGCGGGAGGAGCAGAAGCUGCGGGACCUGGAGCAGGUCCUGAGCCAGCGGCGCCUCCUGGCCGGGCACAGGGACACGGGCACUGCCCAGGGCCCCUGUCCUGGCCCCGCAGAGCUCAGUGGCUCUGAGGAGAGCUCCCUGUCUGACACGGGCCUGCUGGAGGAGGAGGACUCAGGGCCACCAGGACCCCCCACCCCACAGAGGUCUCCGUCUCCUGAGGUCCCCACUGAGGAGGAGGGGUCGGGGUUGGGACCACCCCCGUCCUCCCCCAGCCUCUGGCGGGAGACCAGCCCGGACAGACCCUACGAGAGGGGCAGAAAUCCUGGAAUCAACCCUGGGGAUGGGGAAACCUGGAGCUCCCACUGCUACCUGGGGUGCCCCCCAGCCACCCCUCACAGCCCCGACCCUGCAGCCCCCUCGGGGGCCAGGCCAGGGGACCCCCCGUACCGGUUCGUGCCCGUGAGGACCCUGGUGCUGGUCCGGCAGGGGGGAUCCAGCGCUCCCGGCACCCCCGAGACACCGGCACGGAGGGGACAGGGCCAGGCCAUGAGGUUGGACCCCCUCUGGCCGCCCCUGGAGCCGCGGGGCCGCCCCCCCGGGCCCCGCCGCCGCCCCCCGUCCCACGCGGGGCCGGUGCCGCCGCCCCCCACGGGCCGCUCGCCGCGCUCGGGGUCUGACGAGAGCAUCUCCAGCGUGUCCAGCGCGUCCCGCGCCCCCUCCCCGGGCAGCUCCGGCCCCGACGCGCCCCGAGCCCGACCCCUUCCCCUCCUCCUGCCCCUUCCCCUGCCUCUUCCCCUGCCCGAGCCGCCCCCGCGGGGCCCCCCCCGCGGCCCCCCGACCCUGGUGCUGUACGAGCAGGAUCUGGCCCCGCUGCGCUACCAGCGCCUCGUGCCCUCGCACAGCCGCAUCGUGCGGACCCCCUCGCUCAAGGAGCACCCCGUGGGCAGGGGGCUCUCCCGCGCCGCCGUCACCGAGGAGCUCAAGUCGUGGCACCAGCGCGCGCGGCUGCGUGGGGCGCGGCCCCGCUCCCUCGACAGGCAGGGCGCCCUCGGGAGACCCCCCCGCGUGGGAACCGCCCCCGACCUGCCCCUCGCCAGGGCCGUGCUGUCCCGGGGACAGGCCCCCCCGGUGCCGAUGCUGCGGCGCUCGGUGCCCGCCGUGCCCACACAGCUCUUCGUGCCUGAGAACGGCGAGAUUGUCACACAGGUGUGAGAGCAGCCCCGGC
This is a messenger RNA of Empidonax traillii (willow flycatcher), 1489 nucleotides long. RefSeq names its product innate immunity activator protein-like. The transcript has 6 exons. The record is from RefSeq and is a predicted model, not a curated record. Gene Ontology annotation, biological process: adherens junction maintenance; positive regulation of protein ubiquitination. NCBI's taxonomy places the organism in Eukaryota, Metazoa, Chordata, Aves, Passeriformes, Tyrannidae. The annotation marks the transcript as partial.